CCAUGUUGUUGUGGUUGUGAGAAGGCGGCGGCAGCGGCGGCAGCGGAGUAGCCGGCAGAGACGCUCCAGCGGCCCAGGCGCUGCCCCACGCCGGCCCUGGCUGGCAGCUUCGUGGGGUGGCGGAGGAGGCCGUGCGGUGGCGGGCCUCGCCAUGUCCUGCUACCUGAAUUCCUUGUGAAGCCUCAUAGAAGAAAAAGUUCUCAGGACAGUAUUCAUUUGGUCUCAAGUAGAAGAGAAAGAAGAGCCUUGUUAGAGAUUGGAGAAGGACGGGGUCUCUCCUGCCUUGGACUGGUCAUGGAUGAAGAGAUGCGGCAUAGCCUGGAGUGCAUCCAAGCCAAUCAGAUAUUUCCCAGGAAGCAGCUGAUUCGAGAAGAUGAGAAUCUGCAGGUUCCUUUCCUUGAACUUCAUGGAGAGAGCACAGAGUAUGUGGGCCGUGCUGAGGAUGCCAUCAUUGCCCUUUCUAAUUACAGACUUCACAUCAAGUUUAAGGAGUCUCUUGUUAAUGUUCCAUUACAGCUUAUAGAAAGUGUUGAAUGCCGUGAUAUAUUCCAGCUUCAUUUGACAUGCAAAGACUGCAAAGUUAUCAGAAUACAUGGUCCCACACCAUUUUUCCAUUUUGAAAAUUUUUAUUUAUUUCUUUAUUUCUGCUGUCUCUCUCUGUCUCUAGGGGAGCAUGUAACGUCAAGGUUUAAGAAUGAAGUGGAGCGGAUGGGUUUUGAUAUGAACAACGCCUGGAGGAUUUCCAACAUCAAUGAGAAAUACAAAUUGUGUGGUAGUUAUCCACAAGAGCUCAUAGUACCUGCCUGGAUCACUGACAAAGAACUAGAAAGCGUGGCAGGCUUCCGAUCCUGGAAGCGCAUCCCUGCUGUUAUCUACAGGCACCAGAGCAAUGGAGCUGUCAUUGCCCGCUGUGGACAACCGGAGGUUAGCUGGUGGGGCUGGCGGAAUGCUGACGAUGAACAUCUGGUGCAGUCAGUGGCCAAAGCUUGUGCUUCUGACUCCCAAUCAAGUAUCAGCAAGGGUUCCACUAGGAACAGUUGUCGGGACUUUCCCAAUGGCGGAGAUCUUUCUGAUGUGGAGUUCGAUUCCUCUCUUUCAAAUGCUUCAGGAGCAGAAAGUUUAGCUCUCCAGCCACAGAAACUUUUGAUCUUGGAUGCACGCUCCUAUGCAGCAGCUGUGGCAAAUCGAGCCAAAGGAGGAGGCUGUGAAUGCCCAGAGUAUUACCCAAACUGUGAAGUUGUGUUUAUGGGAAUGGCAAACAUCCAUUCUAUCCGGCGGAGUUUCCAGUCUCUGCGACUGCUGUGUACACAGAUGCCGGAUCCUGGAAAUUGGCUUUCAGCUCUUGAAAGCACAAAGUGGCUACACCACCUGUCUGUGCUCUUGAAGUCAGCGCUUCUUGUAGUACAUGCUGUGGACCGUGAUCAACGGCCUGUGUUAGUGCACUGCUCAGAUGGCUGGGACCGUACUCCCCAGAUUGUGGCAUUGGCUAAGCUCCUGCUGGACCCUUACUACCGAACAGUAGAGGGUUUCCAAGUCCUUGUGGAGAUGGAAUGGCUGGAUUUUGGCCAUAAAUUUGCUGACCGGUGUGGUCAUGGGGAGAAUUCAGAUGAUCUGAACGAACGUUGCCCAGUGUUUCUGCAGUGGCUUGACUGUGUUCAUCAGCUUCAGAGGCAAUUUCCUUGCUCUUUUGAGUUCAAUGAAGCAUUCCUUGUGAAACUGGUACAGCAUACCUAUUCCUGCCUGUUUGGAACAUUCCUGUGCAACAACGCCAAGGAGAGAGGGGAAAAGCAGACUCAGGAACGGACAUGCUCUGUGUGGUCACUUCUUCGGGCAGGCAACAAGGCUUUCAAAAACCUACUGUAUUCAUCUCAGUCAGAAGCCGUGCUGUACCCCGUGUGCCAUGUGCGGAAUCUGAUGCUGUGGAGUGCAGUGUACCUUCCCUGUCCAUCUCCAUCUACUCCCACAGAUGACAGCUGUGCACCAUACCCAGCCCCAGGCUCCAGCCCUGACGAUCCCCCCUUAAGCCGGCUACCCAAGACUAGAUCAUUUGACAAUCUGACCACAGCCUGUGACAACAUGGUGCCUCUGGCCAGCCGGCGCAGCAGUGACCCCAGCCUGAAUGAGAAAUGGCAGGAGCAUGGGCGCUCCCUGGAGCUGAGCAGCUUUGCUGGCUCUGGGGAAGAGGCUCCUGCUAUGGACAGCCUGCGGAAGCCCAGCAGGCUGCUUGGAGGUGCUGAGCUAUCUGUGGCGGCUGGUGUGGCUGAAGGGCAGAUGGAGAACAUUUUGCAAGAGGCCACCAAAGAGGAGAGUGGGACAGAAGAACCUGCCCACAGGGCGCACACUGAGGUACCAGAUAUCAAAGAGGAGACACUCCUAGCAAAGGAGAGCAGUAUGGUGACUGAGGGCUCAGUCGUACUUCACCAAGAACCAGAGCUAGAUGAUGCUACUCUAAGAAACCAUCUAGACCCCAGCCUGCCUUUGUUCUCACAGGAUACUCCUGAACAGCAGGAUGAACACAAUGUUCUCUCUAGUUCACCCCAGGCUCCCCUCAGGGGAGAGGACUCCCAGGAGGUCCCUGUGGAGCAGCCUCAAGUAGAGAAUAUUGCAGAGGACAGGGAAAAUGUAGCUCCUGCUGUCCCAAUAGAUGCAAAAGUUGGCCUUGGUACCUCACAGUCUAGUUCUCCGCUGCCUUCCCAAGUCCCAUUUGAGACAAGAGGACCACACACAAACAGCUCCAUGCACACGUUACUAGUGGAUAAAGUGAAGUCAGAGAGUAUGCCCCAGCUCCAUCACAGACCUUGCCUGGCAAGCAGUGGUAGGUUCAGUGGCAGGGACAUGCUUCCCAUGGCUCCAGAGCCCAGGUCUGCUGAGAGGCCCCAAUGGGAUUCUGUGCUAUAUAGGACUUCAUCCCCUGGUAACACCCUCAGCCUGAUGCGGGCUCCUUGUGCCUUGCCAUUAGACAAAUAUAGACAGGGAAUUGUGUGCAACGGUGCCCUAGAGACUGAAAAUAAGGCUUCAGAACAGCCUUCAGGGUUUGGCACCUUUCAGAAGUACCCCACACCCAAUGGACACUGUGCCAAUGGGGAGACUGGGAGGAAUAAGGACUCACUGAGCCACCAACUAUCUGCCACAAGCUGCAGCUCUGCUCACUUGUACUCAAGGAACUUGCACCACAAGUGGCUGAAUAGCCACUCAGGGAGGCCAUCCACUACCAGCAGCCCUGACCAGCCUUCCCGCAGCCACCUGGAUGAUGAUGGCAUGCCUGUAUACACAGAUACAAUCCAACAGCGCCUGCGUCAGAUAGAGUCUGGCCACCAGCAAGAAGUGGAGACCUUGAAGAAACAAGUCCAGGAGCUGAAGAGUCGCCUGGAGAGCCAGUACCUGACCAGCUCUCUGCGCUUCAAUGGGGACUUUGGGGAUGAAGUGAUGACCCGUUGGCUACCUGACCACCUGGCUGCCCACUGCUAUGCCUGUGACAGUGCCUUUUGGCUCGCCAGCAGGAAGCACCACUGCAGGGACACUGACCGUGUUGAUCAAACGUGGAAUUGUGGGAACGUAUUCUGCUCCAGUUGUUGUAACCAGAAGGUUCCAGUUCCUAGCCAGCAGUUAUUUGAACCCAGUCGAGUGUGCAAGUCUUGCUACAGCAGCCUUCAUCCCACGAGCUCCAGCAUUGACCUUGAACUGGAUAAGCCUAUUGCUGCCACUUCAAACUGAAGCCAGUGACCUGGGGUGGCAGAGGCCAUGCUGCUGUUCGUUUCAUAGGCUCAUACACAGCCUGGGCAGUCCGAGAGGCCCAUACACUUUGGAAUGGGGGCAUGGAACAACCUGUACAGAGAUUGGGAUGUACCACUGGAUUGUAAAUUGGUUUUUGUUUCAUCUUCCCUUCCCUUUCCAUGUUCCCUCUUUGCCUUUUAAAAAGAAAAAUGCCCCCAGUUGUCUUACUUUUUUUUUUUUUUUUUUUAAAUGGAAGCCCAGAGGUUGCCAGGCCCCUAUAACUGCUGAGCUGUUUGCUCUUUGGCAUGCUGGGGAAUGACUCAGUGCUUCCCAGUGGAAGGAGCCAGAAUGAAGGCCUGAGUGAGCACAACAGAAAGUCAGCUUAACAUAAGUGACCAUUCCUCACAUCACAGCUACGGCAGAGCCGGUUGGUAAACCUUUGUGCCGGGGAGGCUGGAAGGACCUUUCUGGAGAGUGCUAUUCUGGGGAGGGAUAGGGUCAUCCCAACUCACAGGUAAAAACAGGAUGACAUUGGGAGGAAGGGCACACAGUGAGGUACUCCACAGGCCUCACUUUGAAAGAGGGGUCUGUGCUUCUUUUGAGUUACGGAGGGGCUGGGUAGCUGACAUGUUGGCCCACAUGGAUUCUAUCUUUAACUUGACCAGAUUGGGUAGGGCUCCCUUUGCCUGGGCUUCCAGAUAAAGGUGCAGAACAGCCAGACUGCAGUGCCCUGCUGCUGUGCUCAAGACCUGCAUGGGCCUAGGCGCCUGGAGCUUCUUCUGGGGCCUGGUCCUACAAACAAUCUCUUCCUCCGCCAACACAGGAAAAUCCAGACUCAGGGUUCCACAAGUCCCCAUUCCCAAAGUAAACCAAUCAUGCAUCUCCCCUUGAGGGGCAGAGUCCCACAGUUACAAAGCUCUCCACACGAUCAGUCCUCCUCUUCCCCUACUUCAGGGGGCAGUAGGAAGGACCCAGGAGUCCCCUGUCCUGUUUCUGGCUGCCUGAGUGGGCACAUUCUGGCUUUUGCUACGAAUGAAGAACCACUUGGUGAUUGCAGGGUUCUUAGAAAAUGACAUGAGGAGUUUUGAUGUGGUCCAAAAAGAGCCUUAGAGCAGUAAUUAUCUGUGGUGGAGGUGGGUGUGGGAAGGGUGGAGAGUAGUUGGUUUGUGCUUUGAAUUGUUGGCAUCUAUUUGUGCCUGCUCCCACCCCCAGGGCCAUGCUUGGCUCUUCUAAAAGCCGCGAGCUGGUAACAGAACAGAGUGUAGUGUGAGGGCUGGGUGUGGUUGGGUGGACACCUCAGUUCUAGCUGGCCUGGUCCAUGCCCCUCUCCUUUGGAAGCUGUUACCUGACCAUGGGCAUUCUGUGUCUCAGGAAGAUGGUUCUGCAUAUUUCCUGAGUGUGGGUGCGAGAAGUCCAGAAGCCUUCCCUAGCACUGUUGGCUGAAACGAAGCCCAGGGUAUCAGAGCACUGCUCAUUCCUCAAGCAACAAGUCACACAGAGGCCGACUCUAGUGAAACAGGGUGACAUGCUCCUCCAUGCUUGCUGUGUCUGGAGGUGCAGGUAGGGAAAGGUUGGUGUAAUUGAAGAUUGUGCAGUUCCUAGUGACAGGUGCCAAGAGGUUAUGAUACGGGUUUCUUGGGUCUGUUGUACAGUGUGAAUAAAUGCUUGCAGCUCUUUGCCCUUUUUGAUCAAUGAAGCACUUUUUUAUUAAUAUUUUCUUUGUAUGUAAAGGAGGAACCGUAACUCUCCGUAGCUGUACAUAAAACCCUUUUCUCCUAAAGAGGAGUCAAUGCUCCUAUAUUUUUCAUUUUUUUGUCAAAGCAAGAAGUAAAUACUUUAGAAUUGUUAAAUAUAUAGAUAAAGUGAAUAAAGUUGAGUGUCCGCACAGUG
Messenger RNA from Alexandromys fortis (reed vole), 5604 nucleotides. It is a transcript of the gene Mtmr3, whose product is annotated as myotubularin related protein 3. Bases 295 to 3714 code for a protein of 1139 amino acids. Gene Ontology annotation, cellular component: cytoplasm; membrane. Gene Ontology annotation, biological process: regulation of autophagy; phosphatidylinositol dephosphorylation. The transcript has 20 exons. Lineage: Eukaryota; Metazoa; Chordata; Mammalia; Rodentia; Cricetidae. Gene Ontology annotation, molecular function: phosphatidylinositol-3-phosphate phosphatase activity; protein phosphatase binding; metal ion binding. The record is from RefSeq and is a predicted model, not a curated record.